Messenger RNA from Sapajus apella (tufted capuchin), 1553 nucleotides. It is a transcript of the gene ADM5, whose product is annotated as adrenomedullin 5 (putative). The coding region runs from base 1083 to 1340 and encodes 85 amino acids. The transcript is spliced from 2 exons. The record is from RefSeq and is a predicted model, not a curated record. Lineage: Eukaryota; Metazoa; Chordata; Mammalia; Primates; Cebidae.
UUUCAUCCCUCUCCUGGGGCUGCACCCCCCCCCCGCAGUGCCCCUGAACCUCCUGCCUGGCGGGGGAUGGGGGUGGCUUUCCAGCACAGCUGCCCCUCAAGUUUCCCAGAACAGCCUGCCCACCUCCCCCCAGCACUCACAUUGUUCCUGUUUGGGACCCUCCAAGGCCAGCUAGGGCUGACUGUGCUCCGCCCUCCGCAGCCAGGGACACUGAGUGGGUUGGAGGUGUCUGCUGAGGAGGACAGAAUUCCUCGUAGCUGUGUGGCCCUGCUUCCUGCCCUAGAAUGGCUUGGGGCUUAGGACUGGGGAGUUGGAGUCGCAGCUGUAAGGUGGCAAGGCCUGCCCAUCCUCCAGAGGCGAAGACGAGGCCUCUCUGCUGCGGCCAUGGUGUCUGCGCCCACCCUUCCACUCGGGGGCUGGCCACAGGGUUCUGGGUCCCCCAUGACACUGCACAUGACCUGGUUGACCCAGGACCCCUUCCACGUUGACAGCCCUGGCUACACCUGCUUCAGUGCAAUUGCAGCCCUCAGCCUUUCCUCUCCAGAGGGCGCUGGCUCUGCUGGUGCGCUGGGGGUCUCCCCUGCUCCACGGGGGUGGCAUCUGCACUCACCCUGCAUUGCCUGUCCCCUGAGGUUCCAGGGUCUACUGUCUACUAAAUGGCUUCCUGACAGGGUGAGAGUGAGGUUGCAUCUACACGUGGAGCUGGUGCUUCCCCGCCCUCACCUAUUUUCGUGGAAGCCAGCUGCUUAGCUACCUGCGGGUGUCGUUGGCCCCACCCUAUUUCCCAGGCUUUAAAGGCAGCAGGACUCCACAGGCCUCCCGGGGCAUAGACAGCUCUGGUAUGACCGGCACACCCAGUGAGGGCCCCAGAGCUGCAGUGUGGGAGGUAGGGACCUGGGUUCAAAUCCUGCCCCUCUGGCGUGGGACGGGCUCUUCUCAGAUUUUUGGCCUCUGUAUUCCCCGCCUGAGAAGUGGGGACCAGCCCAGUUUCCUUGCUCUAGAGCUGCACAGACAAUCAGCCGGCACGGGAGCGGGGUGGGGUGGCUGCAAAUCCAGACCACAGAUCCUGACCCGCCUUGCCCAUGAUGACUGCCCACAUCCUCCUCCUGCUGUUGCUCCUCGCUUUCUCUGCCCAAGGGGACCCGGACUCUGCGGCCAGGCGAGGCCAGCACCAGGACGCCCUCCAGCACCAUGAGCACGUCUGGUCCCUGGGCGUACGCCGGACUCACCGCCUGCUGGAGAUCAUACACUGGAUUCGCUCUGCCUCCGCCAAGGAGCCCUCGGGAAAGUCCAGCCGCGAGCCUCAGGACCCCUACAGCUAUGGGCGCCGGCGGCGGUGACGCAAGGCAGAAGCCCGGACCAGCUCCCAGGACGUCAGCCUGCAGCGAGGGGGCCAGCACAAUGCCCAGCUCGUUGGGUGACCUCAGGCACAGCUGGUCACCUCCUCGGCUUCAGUUUGCCUGUCUGUAUAUUGGCACUUCUACCCCACCUUUCUUCUCCCCUAACACCAGCUUCUGAGACUGUCUUCCCCAGUCCCUCCCCAGGCUGUGACU